Oreochromis niloticus (Nile tilapia) is the source of this 3785-nucleotide messenger RNA. RefSeq names its product Myb/SANT DNA binding domain containing 2 (gene msantd2). The transcript is spliced from 4 exons. The record is from RefSeq and is a predicted model, not a curated record. Bases 68 to 1738 code for a protein of 556 amino acids. NCBI's taxonomy places the organism in Eukaryota, Metazoa, Chordata, Actinopteri, Cichliformes, Cichlidae.
UUCCAACCCGGCUAACCGCCGCUCAGGACGUCACUUUCCCUCCCCUCCCCUUAGCAACAGAGGCAACAUGGCGGCGUCCAGUAACACAGAGCAAUCUCCAGAGAUAUCGACGCCGUUAAAGGUACCGAAAACCGAGGUGCCAUCCCCUGAAUCGGAGGAUUUGAGUGACAGUAAUCAAUAUCACUCUAAUCCCUCGACGCCAAACCGCUUCUCGCCUUUGAACGUGAGCUCGGGGGCUGCGGGCCGGAACACGGCCUCAUCCUCCUCCAACAGCUUCACGGCUUGCCGAGGGAUGUCGUGGACGCCCUCCGAGACAAACGCCCUCAUCGCGGUGUGGGGUAACGAGAGGCUGACGGAGGCGAGGAUGCAGCAGCUGGAGGUCGCCGGCACCGUGUUCUCUGGUAAGGCCCCCGGUCCUGCCAUGUACGAACGGGUGUCCAGAGCCUUGUCGGAACUGGGAUACGAGAGGACCCCGUCCCAGUGCAGGGAGAGGAUGAAGACGCUGCGGCGCUGCUACAGUCGUGUGAAGGAGCACGGCAUCGGUAAAAGGAAGAGCAGCUACACUAUCGAGCAGCUGGAGAAGGUGUUCGGUCAGGGAGGCUGGGACUCCCAGAGCUGUGCCCCUGUGCUCAUCAACAGCAGUGGGCUGUAUCAGGAGAUGGAGUCUGAUGGUAGCACCCUGGAAGACUUCUCACAGGAGGACUGGUGCAACCAGGUGCUGGACUCGGCAUUCCAGGAGGGAGACAUGGAGACCGAAGAAAUCCAGUUGCCUAAACACAGAGUCCUACAGAUCCAAGCGGAGCUGUCAGAACAAACACAAAAAAGAGACACAAUGCAGACGGUGAUCCGUAUUCUUGAGUCUGUGCAGCUGAAAUGGGAGCACUUUCAGACAUGGACUGAGUUUUCCCGGCUACACCUCUCCAACAAGCUGGCCAUCUUUGCUGUUGGGUACAACACGCGCUGGCGUGAGCACGUGCGUUACCACUAUGCUGAAAUCAGCUCACAGGUGCCGCUUGGUAAAAGGCUGCGUGAGUACUUCAACCCAGAGAAGCCUGAAGGCCGCAUCAUCAUGACCAAAGUUCAGAAGAUGAACUGGAAGAACGUCUACUACAAGUUUUUGGACAUUACCAUCAGCGAGGCGCGUUGCCUUGAGCUGCACAUGGAGGUGGACUGGGUCCGCGUGUCCCAGUCAAAGGUGACGGGCUGCAGCAGAGGCACAUCCCACUACCUCCUUCCUGGGGACAUUCCCAAGGCGUAUGGACUAUAUGCUAUUGGCUACGAGGCAGCGUCGCCCUCUCAAGGCGCUACUCAGACCUCUUCCCCGGGUGACAGUGAAGACCACAGCUUACCUCAGAGUGGGUUAGAGAAUGGGGCUCAAAGCCAGUUUCAUGGAGGAGUAGAGCGUGGUGACAGGACUGGGGCUAAAGUCACUUACUGCUACCUGGGCAUAGCUGAGGACAGGACCAUACAGCAGUGUCUCUUUCAGCACUUUCAGGGCUCUGGCAAACACUAUGUCCAUGGUGAGCCCUCCGCUGUGACGCGGUUCCUGCAGGAGAACUGUCACGAUGCUGGAAUGAGUCAGAAGGACGAGGCAGGUGAAGACUCACCUGAGCGUUGUGCCAUUUACAUCAAAUUUAUUGAGGUGGAGCUGGACUUCCUCUCUGCAGGCUCCCUGGUGGAGUGCCUGGAAACUGCUGUUGGCUAUUCCUUAAAAUACAACAACAAAGAAACGUUGUAACCACUCCUCACUGUUUCAGAUUUGUACUGUUAUAACUAACUUAUACAGCCAAUACAGCAGCAGGAAAGGUGUCUGUAAUAGAGCAUGGAUGUGGACGUUUUAUGAUUAUCGGCAGAUUUUCAAACUAUGAUCUAGUGAAUUGUCUGAAAAUUGUGAAAGGUGACCAGGGAGAUAAAAUGUUUUUGUUUUUUAAAGGGGACCUGUUUUGCUCUGACUGUAUGACCAGAGCAGCUCGUCAAAACGAGCCUUGAUCUUAUACUGGUCCUUGGUGCAGCUCAUCCACUAUCAGAAACAAACUGCUUUAAUUCCUCAUACCUUCAUCUUACUUUCUCCUAAUUGGCUGCCCCUCACAAACAAAAAGUGUGGCACUUCUGUUCUCUCAGCCAGAACUGUGCGCCCACGAUGCCCAAAUAAAACACUUCCACUCUUAGUGGCAUCUCUGUGAGGCUGAUUAUUUAGAGCAGUUUGGUUGACAGCGACUACUUGCACAUGUCACGAAUACAAUGGUCUACAUUUAUUUAUUUUGUUUGACAAAUAAAUGCCACAAAUGAUCAUAUCUGAAAAAGUUUAAUGUGUUUGAAAGCAGAAGUCAAAAUUAUUGUGUAUCACUAAAAUAUAUGCAGGUGAUUUUCUGCGGAUGAGUCUGAUUUUCUUGUUCGUUUGUGUUUCAGUUGCCUCAAGUUGAAAUUUUUUAUCAAGUCUAAAAGGAACAGUACACAAUACAGGAAACAUAAUGUACAGUUACAGGGAAAAACAAUACAAGAAGUGUGUGUACUGUUUUUUUUAGGCUGAGGUGCACUAUUUAAGGAUCUGCUGCUUUUCCAGUGUAGAUACAUAUUGCCUCAUCAGGGAGUGUUUGGUUGGCAAGGUGACUAUUGCAGUAUGCAUCUGUCUACCUCAGUAGGAUGUAGCAAAAAUGGCAGCAAAGGGACCAUAGUGUGUAUUUAUUCUGAAACUGCCUUUAAUUUGACUGUCACAGUGUGGACAUGAAAGUGUCUCAGAGUGAUUAUUGGUGGAGUUAUGCCUUAAUUUUGCACAUGUAAGAGGGCUGCAGGUCGGGAUGCUUCGGUUAAAAUUUCAGGUCAGAAAGGAAGAGUAAAUAUUAGCAAGAUAAUCCAUCAAUGCACCCUUACCUUUCCAAACAGUAUUCUCUAUUAGCAGUAUAUAUUUUUCUGAUGAAUCCAAAAAACGGGCUUUUAAAAAAAUCAAAAAUCUUACAACAUGUAAAUUUGACUAAUUUCCAUUAAAGGUCUUCUCACCAGCCAUGUUUGCUACCAAGUUUAUUUGAUAUUAUUGACAGUAGAACAAAGACUGAACCACUGAUUAAUGUGUUGUUUCUUUGCCUCAUAAAUAUUCUUCUUGAUGUAAUGUUUAGAAAUUAAAGAUGCUAAUGGAAAAGUAGUAGUAAAAUAUAUAAAUUCCCUGAUAUCGUUCUUUCACUGACUGAACUAAGCAGCAGAUGCAUCACACAUCAUUUUAACAGGAGUGUAAGACAGUAUGUAGUACUGUGCAGUACUUGGAGCAUCUCUGUCUGCAGCCAUAUUCUUGUGGAUAAUUAGACACUCUUCAGAUCAUACUGAGAAGUUAUUAGCACCUCCCACAUUCUGCUUUUUGCAAAACUAAAUGGUGCCUGUGUUUGUGAAGUGUGCUCGCUUGCAGGUUUAAACCAGGCACAGCUAUAAGACUAUAAGCUGAAGAGGGUAACUGAUCCUUGACCAAUAAUCCUUUCUGAACAGGAUUUCUGAGGGUAUGUGCAAUGUGCCAGGAAAGGACUGUGUAGUAAAGAAACAACAGAUAAUUCCAUAGUGAACUGAUGUAAAUGAAAUGUAAUAUUCAUUUAUACAUAUAUAAAUUCUGGCUUUAGCAAACUUGCAGUGUUCAUUUGUUUGGGUAUACAGUAUAUAAAGAUGAAUAUGAUAUUUUCUAUUUUAUUGGUUGACACCAUGUCCUGUAUGUGAUUGUUUCAAAGUCACUGUCUUGUAUGUUUACAUGUUUGAAAAACAAUAAAGUGGACACUCACUGUUGUUUGCCACACAGUGAGAAUGGA